Messenger RNA from Tympanuchus pallidicinctus (lesser prairie-chicken), 3260 nucleotides. It is a transcript of the gene FAM13C, whose product is annotated as family with sequence similarity 13 member C. Lineage: Eukaryota; Metazoa; Chordata; Aves; Galliformes; Phasianidae. The transcript has 14 exons. The coding region runs from base 102 to 1916 and encodes 604 amino acids. The record is from RefSeq and is a predicted model, not a curated record.
GCUAACACACACACAGACUUGCCUUGCAAUGCCAUGUUUGUGCAUGUGUUUCUACAACUGAGAAGGAAACAGGGAGCCUGCCUGCCUUGCUGACUUGUCUGAUGUUUUCUUGUUUCUGUUUCAGCAUUCAGGAUAAAUCCUUCAACACCACAGCUUUAGCAGAAGAUGAUGAUAACAAAGAAAAUUAUCCAGACAACACAGCUAUCCUAGAAGAAAGGUGGCCGCCUUUGCAAGAUACUCAGCAGCAGAAGGAGCAGGCUUUGAAGCCUGACAUGGGCAACUUAAAGCUAAGAAAACCUAAGCCUGUCUCAAAGUUAGAAAAUGGAAAAGGCCACGAGGAAAGUCAGGAGCUGGAGAGUUCAUUGCCAGGCCUCCCAGAGCGGCAAGGGAAGGCAGGAUCCUCAGCUAAUGACUGUGCAUGGAAUGUGGAUUUUAGAUGCCAGGAAGCUGUUGUGAGAUUUCAGCCAAGAAUUGAUCAAAACACAUGUGUUUCACAAAAUGAAGCAACCGAGCAACUAUGCAGCUCAAGUGAGAAUUCUUUGUUGAAGCUACAAGCCAUCGAAACGGAUCUGUGCUCUGCGUUUCUGCCAACCCAGGAGGAAACUCCCCAGCUGCCAGCACCCAAGGAUCCAGCCCCUUCAUCAGUCCAAACCAGUGUGCAAGCUGAUGGGGCCAGUAGUGGAGACCAAUAUCACUUCAUUUCUCCUAUUAUUGAUUUUAGUUUAAUGCAUCAGCAGAGAGAUAGUGAAGAGCCUUUACCAGCCCACAGAGACUGGCAGAAUGACAUGGACAGCAGCCCACAAGAACAUCGCUCCCUAGGAGCCAGUCGAUUGCUGUAUCACAUUACUGAUGGAGACAAUCCUCUUUUGUCACCACGCUGCUCUAUCUUUAGCCAAAGCCAGAGAUUUAAUUUAGACCCAGAAUCUGCCCCUUCUCCACCAAGUGCUCAACCUUUCAUGAUACCAAGAAGUUCUUCUAGAUGCAACUGCGAAGAGUGCAAGGAACCCCAAACAGUAGCACAACUUACCAAGCAUCUUCAGAGUCUCAAGAGAAAAAUUAGGAAGUAUGAAGAAAAGUUUGAGCAAGAAAAAAAAUACCUGCCUUCACAUGGUGACAAGACUUCCAAUCCUGAAGUUCUAAAAUGGAUGAACGAUUUGGCCAAAGGUCGUAAGCAGCUCAAAGAGCUGAAACUCAGAAUGUCAGAAGAGCAAAACUGUACCUUCAGAGCAGGCCAAAGAAAGGACAGUAGUGAAAGUGCUGGGACCCCCAUAGAGACUAGGACACAGGAGGCCACAAGCAUGGAACCAGCUCCUUCAGCAGAAGAAACCAUGGACAGUGUAUUGAGACAAUUAAAGGAGAAAAGACAACACCUCAACAUUCCUGAGACUAUUAAGGUAACUAAACAAGAAAAGAGUCUUAUGAAACCUCUUUAUGACAGAUACAGAAUUAUCAAGAAACUUCUUGCAACUCCAUCAUUGAUCACAACAAUUCAGGAAGAAGAAGACUCAGAUGAAGACCAUUCUCAAAGCAGCCAUGAGUUAUCAUCUGGUCCAAUAUCUUGCCUCCCUAUUGAUGAGCACCUGUGUUACUCUCAGGAGGAGAGUGAGCCUGCACAUGUCUCACCUCCAAAUGAAAAGAAAACUUUAAGACAAACAGCCUUAUCUAUGUCCAAUUUACAUGAGGCAACCAUGCCUGUUCUGCUUGAACAUCUCCGAGAAACAAGAGCAGACAAGAAAAGGCUUCGCAAAGCUUUAAGAGAGUUUGAAGAACAAUUCUAUAAGCAGACAGGAAGGAGUCCUCUAAAGGAAGAUCGUGUACCUAUGGCAGAGGAAUACUCAGAAUACAAGCACACAAAAGCCAAAAUCAGGCUCAUAGAAGUUCUCAUCAGUAAGCAUGAUGUUUCCAAAACAAUUUGAAAUCAGUACAAUGCAGUGGUAUCAUUCUCUAGCAAAUCAAACAAACAAUAAUGGAAAAACAAAGUGGUAGUUUUAGAGGUCUUGGUCAGCUGCACAAUUAUUUGACAUGCUGAGAUCUUUUGAUGCACUUUACCAAUUCUGAAAGCGGGAAUGAGGGAGGACAGCAAUAUAUGAGAAUAUUAAGAAUGGGUGAGUGAACUAUAUAUAGAAUAUAUAUAUAUUUUUUCACUUUAAAGCCUUGAAGUGCACUGUGAGAAUGUUAGAAAUUAAAAGGACACUGAAGUAUUGUUGACUCUGUUUGACUUGUUCCUAGGUUUAAAAAGUGUGAGGAAAUGUCUCCAGGUUAUUAGUACAUCUUAGAAUGCACUAACGUACCACAUGCUUUUAUUUUUUUUUUAAACAGAAUUAACAUGCAGUAUAAAUAAAACUAUAACUAUUGUUUCUCAACGUGCUGAUUGGUUCACUAGAUUAAAAGAAACACAAGCAAGUAAGUUUAAAACAAUAAAUUCUGUCUUUCAAGACGGAGUUGCCACUUAAUUCCAGUACAUUCAAGGGAAAAAAAUUGACAGGAUUUAGAGGAAGGAGGCAUGACUGCCAAAUGGAAUUACUGUAUUUCAGAAAUAAGAGAAAGAUUUGGCAAAACAAAACAUUUGAAGUUUACCAGGAAGAGAUUUAGCAAACGUACUGGAUGCUGUCUUUUUCAUUAUGGUUCACAGGACUUGGCUUAUGGUACGUAAAAUUGGGUAAAUAGACCAACUAUAUGCUAAUUUUUAUUUCCAUACUGAAUUUCUGCACUUUAUUUUGCCUGAUGCUAUGAUGUUUGCUUUUCUGAUUACCAAAGCUUGUUUAGAAGCAUGCACUUUGUACAAUGUCAAGUUAUUUAUUUCCUGUGUCAUACAAAUUGCCACAUAUAUAUAAAGACUAGAGUAUUGCAUUAUGCUAAGAUAUUUUGGAUAGAUAAAGUAAAGUACCUGGCAUAUAAUUGAGUGUCACAGUUAUCUGAUGAGGAACACUAGACUUCUUGUUUACUAUAAAAAAGAUUAUAAAGAAGAUAUUUUUCCAUUCAAAUGAUACAUCUUUCUUAACUUUCAGAGCACCAGACUUUGUAAUAUUAAGGAAAUUUUCCCUCUAUUUGUGAUAAGUCGUUGGUGUGAAUUGUUACCAGAAGGAUUAUCAGUGUUUUUGUACUAGAAAUGAAAAGCAGGGAUUCUGGGAAAUACUUAGCCCAGGCAUAAAGAAAGGAAGAAUGAGAGAAGAAAAACAGGGAUGUGCGUAAGUUGAAACGUGUUUUGUGUUUUGGUUUAACUGUCAUUUUGUAUUGACCAUAUAUUAUAAGGAACCUGU